AUGAUGGGUCAUAACGGUCUGAAAGAAGGCCUCCCAGAUGGCGAUUCUCAACGCAAAACUACAUGGCCAGGCGUCUGGAAGGAGCCUAUCCGUAUCGUGUACAAAGGCAUGCAAAGGAAUUCAGUCAGAGAAGUCUCAUUUAGCAUACUUGCUUUUUCAGACGAGCAGUAUAACUUCGUAUAUCAGUUCAUUCUUCUAGACAUUCUGGUGGCUCAUGAGUUCAUUCUUGACUUCAAGCCAUUCAAAAAGACGGCCGGUAUCGAAGUUGUGGAUGUUGCGAAGAGACUGAUGGAUUACGGAUUCCACUCACCGACAAUGUCAUGGCCAGUACAUGACUGCUUGAUGAUUGAACCUACGGAGUCUGAGGACAAAGGAGAAAUGGAUCGACUAGUUGACGCUCUGCUGUCGAUUCGUGAAGAGAUUGCGAUGAUUGAAAGGGGAGAACUGGACAGGCAGAAGAACCCGCUCAAG
Molecule: messenger RNA, 471 nt
Organism: Ostertagia ostertagi
Lineage: Eukaryota; Metazoa; Nematoda; Chromadorea; Rhabditida; Trichostrongylidae
Source: the annotation of a GenBank genome assembly